Molecule: messenger RNA, 450 nt
Organism: Chlorella variabilis
Lineage: Eukaryota; Viridiplantae; Chlorophyta; Trebouxiophyceae; Chlorellales; Chlorellaceae
Exons: 3
Coding region: 1-450 (149 amino acids)
Source: RefSeq, a predicted model, not a curated record
AUGCCGGCAGAGGAGGAGCUCAGCAGCGUUGACACACCUGCCAGCAGCAUGACACAACCGCAGUCACUCGACGACGCACCGUCCACCAGCGGCAGUGACACGCUGAAAGUUGGGCAGGAGAAUAAGGACAGCUGCGUCCCCAAGUUUGACGCGCUGUGGUUUUGCUACUCACCUGGCUACCAGCUGCAGCAGUACUACAUCAAUGGAAGAGUGGACGACUGCUCCUCCAAGUGGACGGAGUUCAUAGACUGCCUCAAGAAGAAGACCAAAUUCAAGGACGAGGUGCUGCAAGCAGAGGCGGAGAAGCGGCACCCGCUGUGGGACAUCCGCACGCACAAGGAGGCGGAGCAGUUUUGGCGGCGCACGUUUGGGCACUUGACGGGGGAGGCACGGCAGCCGGGGGACGAGGCAGACGGCGCACACCACAGCGGCCGGCCCACGCUGGUGUGA